Molecule: messenger RNA, 2538 nt
Organism: Vanessa atalanta (red admiral)
Lineage: Eukaryota; Metazoa; Arthropoda; Insecta; Lepidoptera; Nymphalidae
Exons: 7
Coding region: 446-1507 (353 amino acids)
Source: RefSeq, a predicted model, not a curated record
CCUGUUCAGAACGCCUGCUGCUCUACCGUGACCUUUCGAUUCAAAUAUUACGUUAAUCGAUAGUCAAAAUUUCAAUACGAUUACUUAAAUAGUUUAUCGAUAUUUUGUUUUCUAAAUGCUGAAAAAAUGUGAAAUAAUUAUAAAGACGUCGUUCAAUUAAUUUCAAAGUUUUGUGCGCAAACUUUUGAGUUACAGCUUUUGUUAUUAACUAUAUUUUUUGUGUUUUUAUUAUUUGCAAAAAGUGUAUUUGAAACUGAUCGUUGCUUAAAUUAAAAAUAAUUGUAUGCAAUGGAAUUCCAAAGUUAAAAAUACUGCAGGAUGUCAACUGAGGUACCCCGAAGCGCCGACGUAAUAAAAUGAACGAGUGUGUGGCGAACUAUCAAUAUAGGCGUACUUGAAAUGUUUAACUGAUAAUAACGAAGAUUAAAGUUAAACAAGGUGCUAUAUGAGACGUCGGAGGUAUCGAAUAUCAGGUGGCAUGGAGGUGAUUCUAUCAACAGGGAGCCGCAUUUUCGUGGCCUUUAUCGCCACCGCCUUCUGGGGAAUGGGAGUUCGAGGUCUUCACAAUUUGGAGAUAAACGUACCAAGCGCUGUUUUAGUGGGAGAGACAGUAACCCUCGAAUGUACAUGGCAGUUAGAAGAUGAAGAAACGCUUUAUAGUGUGAAGUGGUACCGAGGAAGGGAAGAAUUCUAUCGAUAUAUACCAAAGGAAUUACCUCAUACAAGAGUUUUUCCCUUACCAGGAAUUGAAGUCGACAUAUCGCGGUCAGGAGCAAGGCGGGUAGUCCUGCAAGAGGCGACACCGGCGAUGGCGGGUCGUUUCCGCUGCGAAGUGUCGGCGGACGCUCCCACCUUCCAUACGGAAAUACGCUCCGCGCCGCUAGAUGUAGUCGAGUCUCCGGAGUGGGGUCCUAAACUAGUAUCGGAUCGAUCGUGGUACGGGGUUGGAUCGACACUACGAGCCACCUGUGCUUCACCACCCGCACACCCUUCAGCGAAUCUUACAUUUGCACUUAAUGGUCUAGAAAUCGACAUGGAAUCAUUUGUGCACGAGUUACCGGAUUGGUUUAAAUGGGAUCCUCCAUCGAAAUCAGAAACGACUACGACGGAUCAGCCCGAUGACGAUAUCAAUUUCAACAUAUUUCACGACGAAAGUAAUAUUCAGUAUCUGGAUGAGUCUUACAUAAGUCUCCAUAAAGAGGAAAUCAGACGGCCCCAAAAGGAAGAUAAGAAGAUGGUAUUUGAAAGAUCGGGACCUGACAAUAGAUUGCCAUCAGUAGGCGAAGUUUUAUUUGUCGUUCGCAACGAGGCAUUCGUACGAGGUAGUCUGAGAUUGACCUGCAUAGCAAGUAUAUACAACCUGUAUGCGGCACGCGCCGAACUAAUUUUCGAUAUGGAGCAGCCAGAAGUUGCUUCGGUGUUGGGCGUCCGAAAUAGUGCUAUAGGUUCAAACGGCGUUUGGCGAUUUACAUCUUUUAUAUCUUUACUUUUGUAUAACAUUCGGUAGUUCUAUAAAAGUUAAUUUAAUUUAACCCAAAGCUAUAUCAUAACGGAAAUUCAUUUUUUCAUUCAUAUUGUACAAAAUCAUGUAACAUAUCGUUAGGUACUUCUAGACACUGUUGUCUUAAGAUUUCAUUGAAAAAAUUGUAAAUAAAAUUAGUUUUAGGUCUACAUGGCCAAAAUAAAUAUAAUACACUGAAAGAUGAAUUAGGAAAUUACCUAUUAUAUAAAAAGUAGGUGCCUAAGUAAAAUGUGAUGUACAAUUUAUAUAGUAUAUUUUAUGGAUUAGUUUUAUUUUUCAAAAUACGAUUGUCACUUUAUCCCUGUAAGCGAAGUUAAAUUUUAGAAACUAUAAAACAAAUCUAUACCUACCGUUUGUUUAAUUUUAGCAAAAUCUAAUAAAUGGGUUACCUAUCUUAGGCACGUAACCUUGUUAAAGACUGAUUACUUAUUUAUAAAUUCAAAUGUUUGGAGAGUGUUAAGUUUACCCUGUUUGCAUUUAUUCUAAUAAUAGAUUAAUGAUAUAUGAAAUAUUUUACAGGUUAUUUUUAGACUAAAUUAAAUCGUGCAUUUCAAAAAUUCUUUUUGAAAAAGUUUUUUCGUAAAAGUCAAAGAAGAGGAAUAUAUUAUCUAAGAUCUCUUGCACACACAUGCAUAACCUCAAUGCAGAACCAUAUGCAUAUAAGAAAAUGUAGGCUAAUGAUAGUUUUUCCAUGUCACGUAUAAACGGUAGCAGUUUGUCUCAACUUUGAACGUUUCCUAUAAGCGUGUGUGUGUACAUAUAACUUUUUAAAUCCCACGUGUGUUUGAUAUCUGAACAAAUUGUUCUUAUACGCCGUAUUGUUAUAUAAGUAAUAAUACAGACCUUGUGAGAAAAUUUCAAUUAAUUUAGGCGACUUAGAUAAAGCCAUAAAAGGGAAUACUUAUUUAAAUCAUGUUGGCAAAUUGUGAGACCUUUUGAUGAACUUCUAACUGUAAAAUUUAUCUCGAAUAUAUUUCACUGUACAUAAAAGACAGAAUGUAUUGAAAAUUAUUGAU